Molecule: messenger RNA, 1641 nt
Organism: Selaginella moellendorffii
Lineage: Eukaryota; Viridiplantae; Streptophyta; Lycopodiopsida; Selaginellales; Selaginellaceae
Product: UDP-glycosyltransferase 84A1
Exons: 1
Coding region: 128-1501 (457 amino acids)
Molecular function (GO): UDP-glycosyltransferase activity
Source: RefSeq, a predicted model, not a curated record
UUAUUGCAAAGUUGGCGAUAGUGUUCAACGAAGAGAAUACCACAACACCACGGAUCUAACGUGGGCGGGUGAGUUUCAGAAUAUAUACGCACAGCUUUCCCAUCUCAAUAGAUUUUGGUUCUUGAGGAUGGAGGCCAAGCACUUGCAAUCUCGUGUCGCCAUAGUCACCUUUCCACUACAUGGCCACCAAAAUCCGAUGAUGCGACUGGCGUGUCGCCUUGCAAACUUGGGAAUCCGGGUCACAUUCUUCACCAGCAAAUGGUUUGAGAAAUCCGCAAAACCAUCCAAGGCCUACGAGGAGCUCAUCAAGGUGGUGGGCAUCGAGGGAGGAUUGGAUGACAAUCAGCUCAACAGCAGCAACGAUGCCAUCGCCGAUGUGUUGCGAGAAUCCGAGAAGAUGAGACAGCCCUUUGAGAAGCUAGUGCUCGCCGAUGAGGAGGAGAAUGGGACGCCAUUCGCGUGCUUGAUUGUCGACGCGUGCUUCCCAUGGCUUCCGGAAGUUCGUCACAGGUUUGUGGCUGGAUUCUGGGCGAGCACCGUUGCUUGUGCGAGUGUCAUGGUUACGCUGCCAGACCUCGUAGCGAAAGGAUACCUCCCAGCCCAAGGUGAGAAGUUGCUUUCUCCAGGAGCAAAUGGACUAGCUCUAGCAGGCAUUCCAUUCUACUUCCACACCGCCAACGAGGAGGAUCUCAGGAUGAGCAUCGAGUUUGGGCAGGUGCUUCUUCAUUCUGGGAUGAGCUGCCUGCUGCUAAACAGCUUCGAGGGCGCGGAGAAGCAGAGAAUCCAAGAGCUCCAGAGCCUGCUGCCUUGUCCGUGCCUCCCAGUGGGUCCUCUAAUGGCGACUGACCAGAAUGGGAUCGCUCGACACGCUGAUCGUUGCCUCGAGUGGCUCGACCAGCAAGAGCCCAAGUCCGUGGUCUACGUCUCCUUUGGAACGCUCGCGUAUGUCUCCGCGCAGCAGUUCGAGGAGCUCGCGCUGGGGCUGGAGUCGAGUGGAGCGUCCUUUCUCUGGGUGGUCAGGCCUACACUCGUUGACAAGCAAGAAGACGUCGAGACCUUCCUCGAGGAGUUUCGAAAGAGGACGAGCGCGAAAGGUUUGAUCGUAGCUUGGGCGAAUCAGCUCCAAAUCCUGGCUCAUCCAUCGGUUGGAUUGUUUCUCUCUCACUGCGGCUGGAACUCGACGUUGGAGGCUGUGUGGAGCGGCGUGCCCGUGCUGGCCUGGCCCCUCUUUGACGAGCAGAACGUUUGCGCUCGCUAUCUCGUCCACGACUGGAAGGCCGGCACUCCGAUCAGCGACGCUGCACUGGCGAAGUCGGGCGUGCUUGUAAGUCGGAAGGAAGUCCGAGAUGGCGUAAGAUCCGGCCUCCGGGACGAGUCUCUUCGCUACAGCAUGAAGCGAGCGUCCAAGGCUGCUCGCGAGGCUGUCCAGCCAGGAGGCUCCUCGUUUUCCAGCAUCGAAAAGCUAGUCCUUGCGAUUAAAGCCGGAUCAUGGAGCUCGUAGAAUUCUUCGAAGUAUCGUGAAUUCUUCACCCCCUUCUCACACUGGAUCAUCGUUUCACCAUACAAAAACUUCUUUCAACUGCAUUGAUUUCAUCAAAUUCGUUUCGUUUUACUGGUCUUGAAUUGAGAACGUUUGGUUUU